GUUCUAGUAAUCAGACAGUGAGCUAGGGAGCGAGAGGAGAAAACACCGGCUCUCAGGAUGACGGAGAACUUACCAGGGAUCAGGGAGACUCUGUGCACAGACAGGAAUGGCCAGGAAAAACUUCAGAUUCCAGUGAAGAUUAGAAAUGCUCUGAAGGAACCAACGUUCAAUGUGUGGGAUAUACAAAAUGAAGAGAUGCUGACGCUCCUGGAACACAUGUUCUAUGAUCUGGAAUUGGUGACACGUUUCAGGAUAGACGCUGUAACUCUUCAAAAAUUUUUGCGUUGUCUUCAGAGUCACUACAGAAAGAAUCCGUUCCACAACUUCAGACACGCGUUCUGCGUCACCCAGAUGAUGUAUAGCGUCGUGUCCCAGUGCAACCUGCAG
Pseudophryne corroboree (corroboree frog) is the source of this 387-nucleotide messenger RNA. RefSeq names its product high affinity cGMP-specific 3',5'-cyclic phosphodiesterase 9A-like. Gene Ontology annotation, molecular function: 3',5'-cyclic-GMP phosphodiesterase activity. The annotation marks the transcript as partial. The transcript is spliced from 5 exons. The record is from RefSeq and is a predicted model, not a curated record. NCBI's taxonomy places the organism in Eukaryota, Metazoa, Chordata, Amphibia, Anura, Myobatrachidae. Gene Ontology annotation, biological process: signal transduction; cGMP catabolic process.